Fusarium verticillioides 7600 is the source of this 4860-nucleotide messenger RNA. RefSeq lists its product as hypothetical. Gene Ontology annotation, biological process: vacuole organization; intracellular protein transport; organelle fusion. The coding region runs from base 534 to 3185 and encodes 883 amino acids. NCBI's taxonomy places the organism in Eukaryota, Fungi, Ascomycota, Sordariomycetes, Hypocreales, Nectriaceae. The record is from RefSeq and is a predicted model, not a curated record. The transcript has 2 exons. Gene Ontology annotation, cellular component: endosome; HOPS complex. Gene Ontology annotation, molecular function: protein-macromolecule adaptor activity.
GGUGCCUAUCCGGCUGGUCCCAGGUGGGGACCUGGAGCUUGUCCAACCACUGACUUCGUCACCGUCAACACCUCUCACUCAUUCCCAUCAUCAACCAACUUCAGCGAGCCGACCCAACCUCCAGGCCCCCUGUUUGUCGAAUUCAAAUCAGACGUCUAGUAGUGCGCAAGACGCAUAGCCACCCUCCACGCCUCCAACUGCCGACUAUGCGCCUGUGAGGCCGUGACAAUAUGGCCCUGGAUCUCCAAGAUGGCUUCGUCGCCGCCAAUGGCGUCCCAGACCUCGAAGAACCUAUUUUCACCAUAGAGCGCGUCCAGCUACAGUUCUCAGUAGCCGCUGAUUUUGUUGCUGCGCAGGUUGCCAACAACGUCAUCGUCCUCGCCCUUUCCAACGGACGCAUUCUCCGUAUUGACCUGGAACGACCCGAGGAUAUUGACGGUGAGCAGUUGAGCGACGUGUCAUGCGGCUAGUCAUGGUGACUGAUAUCGCAACGUAUAGAUAUCGAUCUUCCCAAAAAGCCAUCCGAGAUUGGCAUGAUACGGCGCAUGUUCCUCGACCCUACAGCAUCACAUCUAAUUGUUUGCACCGCGCUUGGCGAGAAUUAUUACCUCCAUUCCCAGUCAAAACAUCCUCGGCCACUUGGGCGCCUGCGAGGAGUUUCGAUCGAGAGUGUGGCAUGGAACCCUUCGUUGCCGACAGCGUCGACGCGCGAGAUAUUGAUUGGUGCAUCCGACGGCAACAUUUACGAAGCCUUUAUUGAGACGUCAAAGGAGUUUUACAAGAAGGAGGUGAAGCACCUGAAGAAUCUACACAAACUUCCUGACGGACCAAUUACAGGAUUAUGGGUGGACAAUCUUCAGAAUAACAAGUCAGACCUUCGGCGGGUUGUGAUAGCUACUCAGACACGCUUGUUUCACCUAGUCGGAAGGAUAGGUUUUGGGCAUGAUGGUUCAGGGUCUGUAUACACCCGAUUGUUCGAGUCAGAGCAGCCUGUCGUCCAUGAACUGUCCCGGACGACCUCAGGGGCACCUUCGAGUCUAGCGGUAUCCCCAGACCCCCCGGAUUCUGGACCAUACGAUGACGAUAUUCCUGAUAGAGCAUAUGCAUGGCUAUCGUACCAAGGCGUGUUCCACGGCAAACUCUUGAACCAGCCAGCAGACAGCAAUCUCGGGACCAAGGUCUUUUCAGAAUCACAUAUGCUCUCUAGAGCUCAGAUCCUUUCCCCCGAGAAUAGCGAAAGACGAGUCCCGACAACCGAGGCAAUCGACGCAAUCGCACUCACACAAUGGCAUAUUGUCCACUUGGUCGGGGGUCGCGUCAUUACAACGAAUCGCCUCACCGGAAAGAUGGUGUCUGAGCAUGAUGUUAUCGGUCAGGGACAGAAGCCUCUCGGGUUCUCCGUGGAUAUCCAAAAGAACACAUUUUGGCUAUUUACAUCAGACGAGAUAUUCGAGAUCGUGGUUCGAGAUGAGGAGCGCAACAUCUGGGAAAUUAUGACAAAACUGAAAGAGUUUGAGCCAGCUCUGCAGCAUGCUCGAACACCGCUUCAGAAGGAAACCGUCGCGGCUGCUUACGGUGACCACUUGGCCAAGAAUGGACACUGGCUCGAGGCUGCUACUGUCUAUGGCCGCAGCAACAAGCCUUUUGAAGAUAUCGCACUGAGCAUAAUCGACAAUAAUCAACCAGAUGCCUUGAGGAAGUUUUUACUAACGAAAUUAGCCUCGCUCAAGAAAUCAGCAGUGAUGCAGCGGAUGAUGAUCGCGGGAUGGUUGAUCGAGGUCUUUAUGUCCAAACUCAACACGCUGGAUGAUACCAUAAACACACAGGCUGAGCCGUCGGAGCACCUCAACUCAACUGAAUCACGCAAACUCCUCGAGUCCGUGAGGAAAGAAUUUAGAGAUUUUGUCGACAAGUACAAAAACGACCUCGACCGGAAAAUGGUCUACGAUGUCAUCAGCAGCCACGGCCGUGAGGGAGAACUUCUAUACUUUGCCAAUGCGGUUAACGACUACAACUAUGUUCUUUCUUACUGGGUACAGCGAGAGAGAUGGAAUGAGGUCCUGAAUGUUCUCAAGAAACAGACGGAUCCUGAAGUCUUUUACCGAUAUAGCAGCGUGCUCAUGACAUAUGUAGCGCCCGAGUUGGUUGAGAUUUUGAUGAGGCAUGCUGACUUGAAGCCUCGAAGUCUCAUACCAGCCUUUCUUGAGUACAACCGGACAUUCUCGGGAGGCCCCAAUGCACAGAACCAAGCUAUCAGAUACCUCAACUAUGCGGUUUACCAGCUAAACUCGAAAGAUGCUGCUGUACACAACACUCUAGUCUCGAUUUACGCUUCUCACUCCUCCAAGGAUGAAUCGGGGCUUUUAUCCUACCUACAAGCACAAGGUGAUGAGCCGCGUUACGACCCAGAUUUCGCGCUUCGACUUUGCAUUCAACACCACCGAACAUUAUCUUGCGUUCAUAUCUACACCAGCAUGGGGCAGUAUCUUCAAGCAGUGGACUUGGCGCUUUCUCAUGGUGAAGUUGAGCUAGCAGCAGUUAUUGCAGAUCGACCCAUGUCGAAUCCUCAACUGCGCAAGCGAUUGUGGCUUGCCGUGGCCCGAAAAGUCAUUUCCCAAUCGAAUGGAAUCAAGACCGCCAUUGAGUUCCUCAAGCGGUGCGACUUGCUCAAGAUCGAGGAUCUCAUUCCUUUCUUCCCUGACUUUGUUGUUAUCGAUGACUUCAAGGAGGAGAUUUGCGCCGCGCUGGAAGAUUACAGCCGUAAUAUUGAUAACUUGAAGAAAGAGAUGGACGAGUCGUCGCAGACUGCAACAAAUAUCAAGGUUGACAUUGCUGCGCUCGAUCACCGAUACGCAAUCGUGGAACCUGGAGAGAAGUGUUAUACGUGCGGGCUGCCGCUCCUGAGCAGGCAGUUUUUUGUCUUCCCAUGUCAGCAUUCGUUCCAUUCUGACUGCUUGGGACGCAAGGUGCUGGAGCAGGCGGGCGUUGGAAAGUCCACACGUAUCAGGGAACUUCAGACACAGAUACAGAAGGGUUUGGUCAGUGGCACUCAGAGGGAGACUGUGGUGGCGGAGCUGGAUGCUCUUGUCGCUUCUGCUUGUAUUCUUUGCAGUGACCUUGCAAUCAAGAGGAUUGAUGAGCCUUUCAUUACGCAUAACGACAACAUCAACGAAUGGGCAUUGUAACAAGAGGAGGACGGGAACAAAGUCUGUGUGCUUGUGUUUGGCUGCCUUAUCAUUAUCUUAGAUCUGCAUAUACCCCCGCAACAUUUAUUCAGUGCAAUUGACGACAGCCUUAAUUUUAAACCUAUGGUCUAACAUGAUACCGGGCAAUCGCGGUCUGGUUUGUAUGUCUCAAUACCUGCAUUCGGUCACACCAUCGGUGGAACGAGUUAACAUAAGGAUGGACACAAUGACACCGUAUAAGCCUAGGACCUCGGCAAAGAUGAGGAUGAGAACCAUUCCGAUAUAGAGACGCGGUUGCUGCGAACUUGCACGAACUGGGGAUUGUUAGGCAUUUGUCACAAUUUGUCAAGUUUGCUGCCUUCAGUCCAUGAAUGAACAUACCUCCAGCAUCACCAACAAUGCCAAUAGCAAAGCCAGCAGCCAUGCCGCACAGCCCUACGGAAAUGCCGGCACCGAGCUGCAAGAAGGCCGUGUGGAUAGCCAUCUUCUCCUUGAUGUUGUUUGACAUGAUGACGCUUGCUACAAGACCGUAGAUGGACAGGAUCUGGGCCAUGAUGGCACACAGGCUAAAGUGUGUCAGCCACUGUUUUACCAACGUUGAGUUCAUCUCAUCGUACGUGUUUUGCAUCAUCAUGUCGGGGCGGAGGAUGCCAGAUUGGAAGAUUGCGCCGGCGGACUUUGCGGUGCCGUAUGCCGCGCCGAAAGUUGUGAAUACGAUGGAACAGGCACAACCAAGUGCGCCAAAGAAGGACUGUCCAUGACUUAUGUGAGGAGAGGUGGGUUAUUCUUUGGCAAAGGGCUACGUACGGCGUACAUGGGACUAGAAAUAUCAUGUCAGUUGAGUCUCAGUGUUUCAUAGGUUAAGAGGGAGUUGUACCAUCGGUCCAUAUUUGCAAGCAACUCAGCAUCCAUUUUGGCGUUGGUUAGUCACAGUGGAAAUUCCAGUUGAGGGUAAAAGGUGUUAUCACGGGGACAUAUGGUCAGAAGUUUGUGGUAAGCAAGACAUAUAUACUCAUGCCAAGCUGCACAGUCGGUCCAGGACGUGUAAGGCUAAGGUAUGUACACGCUGCAAUCAACAUCACUUGGUAAUAUCCGCCCCCCCCCCUCAAAAGGAUUGAUUUCAGCCGCAAAAAGACUAUUAAGCUUGUCAGCGCUUUUCUAGGCAGCCAAAAACUGACGGCUUGCACGGUUUGUGCUGGCGAUGUAGGACUGCAUCCUUAUGUGGCUUGGUAGGCAGAAGAAUAAGCUGCGUUAUAAGUGGCUGAUGGUGAACAUCCAACAUAAGAUGCAUACUCGGAGAGAGGCCUCUGCACUAGAUUCACUAACGACAUACCCCUCUGUGCCCGUGAAGCACAAUGGCUAAGGGGUAAUCUACACGAGUGUCCGUCUGGAAGCGGACGUAGAGUUCAAGCAAGCUGGGGGUUUGUGAAACCGAAGAUGUUACUGCAUGAUACAAUGAGAAACGACGUGGAACUUGGACCGAGAGUAGUAAUAUGUAUGGGAUAGAGAAUAACCACAAAAUAGGAAUCACGCUUCUCGUGAUGAUUGUUGGUGUUGAGAGCAACAUUGAUUCAAAUGCAUGGUUAUAAUGGAACCACUGUCUACCCUAAACAUACAAGAGAAAUCACAGAGCCAAUGACUCUAGAGGGGCGAGAUCUUGGCAUUUUUGAGUGGG